This is a messenger RNA of Giardia duodenalis, 2421 nucleotides long. RefSeq lists its product as uncharacterized. The coding region runs from base 1 to 2421 and encodes 806 amino acids. The transcript has a single exon. Lineage: Eukaryota; Fornicata; Diplomonadida; Hexamitidae. The record is from RefSeq and is a predicted model, not a curated record.
AUGCUGAUCGAGACGUUCGCGCUUCUGGGAUCGGAGGACACCCAGGGUGGAUUGACCUUUGUCACAUCUAGCCAGUAUGCGCUGUUAAAAGAGCUCCUCGAGCGGAUCUGGGAGGCUGUUGAACAGCUUCAUGACUCCUCUCUCCUAUUCUAUAAGGGAGGCCGCCGAGGCAUCCCAGUGGUGCUUCAGCGCAUGUGUUUUACAGAAGAUGCUCUAAUAUUCCGGCUUUUGGGGUCUCUGCUCAAGCGACUGGACGACAUAUAUGCAGGAAGAUAUGAUAUGGGAAUAUCCAUCCUCUCUGUCAGUCAAGGCAAUCGCGCGAUCUGUCUUUUCACCGGAGCUGAGACAACCCUGCUUGAUUGUGAAGCUUAUCAUGUUGUCUCCUUGCCGGCAAUAAAGUCCUUGAUUGGGUACGCACACCAUACCUACUCUGCAGAGGCCACUACUUCGACCAUUAUUAUCCGCCUCAUCGUAGUUUUACCCACUGCAGCGAUCCGCAUAUAUUUGGUUGAGCCUCCCGGACAAUUCGAAAGCGCACACUACUUCGACUCCAUUGCUGCACUAUCAGAAUUAGGAGACUUAGGCACAGACUCACGUCAGGUAGACGAAGCGAUCACCCACUGGUGCAACAUGCAGGAUUACUUUGCACAGAUUGUCACUAGCACCAUCCCAACAUUUUGCUACAUCGAAAAUGCAUUGAGCCAGGGCAUGAAGGUGGACGUUUCGACAGUAGAAGACCUCGACCCCGAGGUCCAGCUUCUUACAGAAAGCAAUUGUAACGAUGGCACGAUUGUGCAACUUUCGUGGGUUUCUGGAGUUCAGCACCGACCAGUAAGGUUUCCCCAACACACUCCAAGGCUGCAUUCUCCAAAGGCUAUCCUCCAGGCGAAUGUCUGGAGACAGAUAGGUGGGAAACUCCCCGACGAGGCCCUCUUGGACUUGCACCUUUACAACGCAUAUGUUGAAUUGGAUCUCGACAUCGGUAGUAAGUGCGUAAGUCGAUCCGAAAGUCCUGUUCACCUUCCUCUUUGCCAAGCUUCCUCCGCAGAUGCAGAUAUUUCGUCCGCUCCUCCCGUUGCACUCCACGUCCUCAAGUCUCUCCACUCACCUGGACAAUCGAACAACAAUGAUCAGCUAUCUCUCUCUGCCAUCUUAGAACCAAACAAUGCCUGCACACCAUCCGCUACAUCCUUAUCAGGAUUGUCAGGAGUCCUUUGUGAAAGCUCUACUUCUCACUUGAGUCAGGGGAAUUCAGCUCGUGUUUGUCCAGGAGGCAAUUUGUCUUCUGAGUAUAUCGAGGCAACUAGAAGCUUUAUCAUAGCUGGAGAAGAGUUAAAGAAGAUACGUCAAGAGACAGAACACCUUAGUGAGCGCUUGUUUAUGAUAGGACGUAGCAAUAUGCAACAGAAGUUAGCCAUCAUCAGUAAUGCAGUCUCUUUCUGGGAGCAGUUCCUUUCCUUUACAUCACCAAUGAAUACAACUGGCCGGGGCCUUUGUGACCCUGCAGGUCUAUCCUGCACUUUCUAUAAUCGUCCUAAAUCUAAUGAGACAGUAACUCACGCUGUGCACAAAAAGCUACGUGACUUUACCGGUCUUCCUUGUCGCGCAAGGAGUGUUCUCUGCAGAAGAGUAGAAGAGACUAAAGAAGAGCUUUCCGACCUCUUUCCUCCGAUCGUCAUGCCUUUUAUUCAAGCAAUCAAACACGAGCUUGACAUUUAUCAGCAGCUUAUUAGGGUGUACCAUGCUUUUGAUAAAAGGAAUUGUAGUGAGCUGCUCUACAAUGAUGUUGAUCCAAAGCACCCCGAUAGAAUUGUAGUGCGUUUCCUGACCGAAGAAAUAGAAGGCCACAAGAGGCACUCUGCUCUGGCAGUAAAGAAAAUCUCAUCCCUCUCUAGUAUCCUCCCUUUCGAUAAGACAUCGGAGACUCCGUCUUCCAACAACAAAAAAUCACCACUCGUCACGUGCGAGCACUCGUCAAUGGUUACUUCAGCCACUGAAAUUCAACCUGCUCUGGCAGAGCUCCGUGACUAUGUCUCAACCUCCAUGAAGAAAGUUUUUCGCAACGCAGAGUGUGUUCAGAAAAGUUUCAUGUCGCAAACCGAGGUCAAAGUAUGCCUUUAUACAAAUAGAAAGAUAAAGCAUGCGUUAGACCAACUCAAAAAGGACUUUGAAGGCGGCUAUUCCAGAACGCAGAGUGCGAGGACUCCAAAAAGGAGUUCUUCUUCCUCUCGCUCUCCGCUGGAGUCUACUUGGAGGAUUCACUCGUCCAUCAAAGCAGCCCUUACCAAACUGAUAGAUAGGCUUGCUGAUGUGGACGCCCUUACCCCGGACAUCACGUCUAUAGCAGCUUCCCUUGCGACAUGUAAGGACGCCAGUGCUGCGCUAAAGCAAAGCAUAAGGCGACUCAUGACAAGAUCAUAA